Messenger RNA from Arthroderma uncinatum, 1242 nucleotides. RefSeq names its product mitochondrial folate transporter/carrier. Gene Ontology annotation, biological process: pyrimidine nucleotide import into mitochondrion. The transcript is spliced from 2 exons. The record is from RefSeq and is a predicted model, not a curated record. Gene Ontology annotation, molecular function: pyrimidine nucleotide transmembrane transporter activity. Lineage: Eukaryota; Fungi; Ascomycota; Eurotiomycetes; Onygenales; Arthrodermataceae. The coding region runs from base 1 to 1242 and encodes 413 amino acids. Gene Ontology annotation, cellular component: mitochondrion.
AUGUCUCUAGACCGUACUAAACCGUCAGAGACAUUCACCGCUUCAUCGUCGCAGGAGCAUUCAGUCUCAAAUCCAGAUUCACGAGCUUCAACGCCAAUACAAGUUCACCCUGGGGCAAGGCCUCCCCCAGACUCGACCUUUCUCACCCGUUUGCAGGUGUACUCAACCCGUAUCCCGCAGAGCUAUGUGACGCCAUUUUGCGGAGCAGGGGCGGGGGUUGCGUCCGGCAUUAUCACCUGUCCACUAGAUGUUAUCAAAACUAAACUCCAAGCACAGGGAGGCUUUUUACGACGAAAUGGGAAACUGGUGCAGGCAGAGGCGUUGUAUAAGGGUAUGAUAGGAACAGGAAGGACGAUAUGGCGGGAUGAGGGCUUGCGUGGGCUGUACAAGGGCCUUGGACCGAUGCUUCUGGGCUACCUUCCUACGUGGGCUGUUUAUUUGACGAUCUACGACCGGUCGAGGGAUUACUUUUAUGGCCAAACAGAAAACUGGUGGCUUGCCCGAACAUAUGCAUCAUUGACUGCCGGAGCAUGCUCUACCAUUGCAACCAACCCGAUAUGGGUUAUCAAAACUAGACUCAUGUCUCAAAGCAUACGGCCAUCAAACGAUGGAUUCCAGGCUCCAUGGUACUAUAAAAAUACCCUAGACGCAGCGCGAAAGAUGUACGCAAGCGAAGGAAUACGGGCAUUUUAUUCAGGUCUCACACCCGCGCUCCUAGGCUUGUCUCAUGUUGCUAUCCAAUUUCCGUUAUAUGAAUAUUUCAAACUGGCGUUCACUGGUUUUAUGAUGGGAGAACACCCUGACGCAGGUAACCCACACUGGGUGGGCAUUGGUGCAGCCACAUUCCUUAGCAAAAUAUGUGCGAGCACAGCAACUUAUCCACACGAAGUACUGCGCACAAGACUGCAAACUCAACAAAGAAUUACUCCCGCUCCAUCACCUGAAGGAAUUUCGUUCCGUGGCUCAGACCAGCCAUAUAGCGGCACUCCUAGCGUGGGUGCAUCCUCGGAUGGAAUGCGUAACCGACCCCGUUAUCGUGGAGUUAUUCGAACAUUCCAAACAAUCUUGAAGGAGGAAGGAUGGAGGGCAUUUUAUGCCGGGAUAGGGACAAACCUUUUCCGCGCCGUCCCUUCCGCUAUGACUACCAUGUUGACGUAUGAAUACCUGCGCAACAUAAUACACUGGGGACAGCAUGAAGGAGAAAUGAUACUGGCUGAGGCUAUGGAGAAUCAGCACAUAUGA